Molecule: messenger RNA, 1614 nt
Organism: Aspergillus niger
Lineage: Eukaryota; Fungi; Ascomycota; Eurotiomycetes; Eurotiales; Aspergillaceae
Gene: aglA
Product: alpha-galactosidase aglA-Aspergillus niger
Exons: 1
Coding region: 1-1614 (537 amino acids)
Biological process (GO): carbohydrate metabolic process
Molecular function (GO): hydrolase activity, hydrolyzing O-glycosyl compounds
Source: RefSeq, a predicted model, not a curated record
AUGAACCAAGGAACCAAGAGUAUACUACUGGCUGCCACGCUAGCAGCCAUCCCCUGGCAAGUCUACGGCUCCAUCGAGCAGUCCAGCCUCCUGCCAAUACCACCCAUGGGUUUCAACAAUUGGGCCCGCUUCAUGUGCGACCUCAACGAGACCCUGUUUACCGAGACUGCCGAUGCGAUGGCUGCUAACGGUCUGCGGGACGCAGGCUACAAUCGCAUCAAUCUGGAUGAUUGCUGGAUGGCUUAUCAGCGAUCCGACAAUGGAUCCCUACAGUGGAACACGACUAAGUUCCCACACGGCCUGCCUUGGCUAGCUCAAUAUGUCAAAGCCAAAGGGUUUCAUUUUGGAAUCUAUGAAGAUUCUGGCAACAUGACUUGUGGCGGAUACCCCGGAUCCUACAACCACGAGGAGCAGGACGCCAACACCUUUGCUUUAUGGGGGAUUGACUAUCUCAAGCUCGACGGUUGCAAUGUCUACGCAACACAAGGUAGGACACUCGAGGAGGAAUACAAGCAACGCUACGGACAUUGGCACCAAGUCCUCAGCAAGAUGCAGCACCCACUGAUCUUCUCCGAGUCAGCCCCGGCAUACUUCGCGGGCACAGACAACAACACAGACUGGUACACCGUGAUGGACUGGGUCCCGAUCUACGGGGAGCUGGCCCGCCAUUCUACCGAUAUCCUGGUGUACAGUGGAGCAGGUAGCGCAUGGGACAGCAUUAUGAAUAACUACAACUACAACACUCUUCUUGCGCGCUACCAGCGACCGGGGUAUUUCAAUGAUCCUGAUUUUCUGAUCCCGGAUCAUCCUGGCCUGACGGCGGAUGAAAAGCGAUCGCAUUUUGCACUGUGGGCUUCUUUCUCGGCUCCACUUAUUAUCAGUGCUUAUAUACCUGCACUUUCGAAGGAUGAGAUUGCCUUCUUGACGAACGAGGCAUUGAUUGCGGUGAAUCAGGAUCCCCUGGCGCAGCAGGCCACGUUUGCGAGCCGCGAUAACACACUGGAUAUAUUGACGCGUAAUCUGGCAAACGGCGACAGGCUGCUGACGGUGCUUAAUAAGGGAAACACAACUGUAACGAGGGACAUUCCCGUACAAUGGUUGGGUCUUACAGAGACUGACUGUACAUACACGGCCGAGGAUCUCUGGGAUGGCAAGACCCAGAAGAUCAGCGACCAUAUAAAGAUUGAACUAGCCAGCCAUGCGACAGCAGUCUUCCGGCUCGGUCUUCCGCAGGGUUGUUCCUCGGUAGUGCCAACGGGACUUGUCUUCAACACAGCAUCGGGCAAUUGUCUGACCGCUGCCUCAAAUUCUUCAGUCGCAUUUCAGUCCUGCAAUGGAGAGACCUCUCAGAUCUGGCAGGUGACACUGUCAGGAGUCAUUCGUCCAGUAUCGCAGACCACACAAUGCUUGGCUGCUGAUGGAAACUCAGUUAAGCUGCAAGCAUGUGACAGCACGGAUAGCGACGGCCAGAACUGGACGUAUGCAGUCACGGGAAAUUUAAAGAAUGCGAAGACAGAUGGUUGCCUGACUGAGGGAUCAGUGCAGAUGAAGUCGUGUCUUUAUGAGAGGGAUGGCCAGGUAUUUGGUCUCCCAAGUGGCGUUCAGUUGUCGUAG